AUGCAGGACCAGGACCAGUACGCGGAUGUCGACAACGAACUACGCUUGAAGGAGAUUAGUCGACGAUCAGCAUGCGACCGAUGUAGAAGGAUGAAAACACGCUGCGAUCGGGGCAGCAACUGGGAUCUUGCUCAACUACAACAAUGUCGUCGAUGCUGGCAAGCACGCGUGAAGUGCAUCACGUCCAUGGAGGGUCAGCAACAUCUAAACAGACCGUCAGAUGAGCCAACUCACAGACACUGGAAACAGCUCAGGACCCCUUCUUAUGCAUCUAGCAGCAGCUAUCAAGUUUCCGAAGUUGUUCAAGAUGUAGGCGGGCAGCAUUCAAAUACACCAGCCGAACAGAAUCGAGGACAAUUCACCGCCGAUGUUCCCCCAUCAUAUCCCAUGGCAACAGACGCAAGAUCCGACUAUGAUAUAUGGUCAACAUAUGAUAUCGACCAUUCAUGGCGAGAUUUAGGCGAGGGUCUGGGCCAAGAAGGAAACUCGAAAAAUGCAAGAAUUGCCACUAUCCCGCCUACAAAGAGGAUGUUGCAAAACCCAAAUUCAUCAAUCGACAUGACGGACUCAUCCACAGACGUCCAGGGCCUCCUUGCUACCACCCAAUUCAACCAUACAUCGCAAGAGUGUCGCGAUCUAUUCCUACACGACUCUUCCAUGUCUCUAGAAUCCGAAACUCUUGACAAAACUAUCAUGAGCGAACUCAUGAAGUUCAACAACAAAGUGUCACUCGAUCUUCAAGACAGCCCCGAGACUUCUCAAUUCCCCGCCAGCAACAAAAGCGUACUGGUCAAGACUUUCCAGCACUCCAUCGUAUUCACAGAACUGCUGGCGCGCAUCCGGCAAGCAGGAGACACUUCAGACGGCAGUUCCUCUGGCUCCGAAAGCGCCGACCUGCGCUACGGAUGCAGCGCAUCAGAGCCCUACAGCAAAGUAGAUACAGACCUAGCCCUCCAACUCCUGUCCUGCAACAUGAACGUAAAUAACAUGUACAAGCGUCUCUACAUGGAAAUGCGGACGCGCAGCUGGGAAAUCGGAAACGCACACGUUCUUCCAACCCUAUCGCUCGAGGGUCUGCAGAGCCUCGAUGUCGUGAUGCGUAAUCAGGUGCUGUUACAUGUUUGUCUGUUGAAUUUUGCGAAGAUCCAGAGUGAGUUCGAAGUUAUUAGGGGUAGGGGGUACUUGACGCCCACUGCGGAGAAGACGUUUCAGAUUGUAAUUGGAGCGAGUAGGAACAGGGCAUUGAGUGAUGGGCUGGGGAUAGAGCAGAGUUUGGAGAACUUCAGGCAGAUGCUUGUUGAUGGGGGUAUCCUGUCGCUGUGA
Bipolaris oryzae ATCC 44560 is the source of this 1323-nucleotide messenger RNA. RefSeq lists its product as uncharacterized. Bases 1 to 1323 code for a protein of 440 amino acids. NCBI's taxonomy places the organism in Eukaryota, Fungi, Ascomycota, Dothideomycetes, Pleosporales, Pleosporaceae. Gene Ontology annotation, biological process: regulation of DNA-templated transcription. The transcript has a single exon. Gene Ontology annotation, molecular function: DNA-binding transcription factor activity, RNA polymerase II-specific; zinc ion binding. The record is from RefSeq and is a predicted model, not a curated record.